UUGCUUCUGUUCAGUCUCAUGUGUGCAACGCUUCGAGUCGGUAGUCGGUGGUCGGUGGUUCGGUAGUCAAUAGUCGGGCAGACACUAGCUGUAGGCAAUAACACUGUAUAUAAUGUGAUUGCCAUUGGCAUCUGUGAAUACUGUGAAAAAACAUCUGUAGCACAGACCAGACCACAUCGCAUCUGUAUCCGUAUCUAUUGAAUCACCUCGACACCAGCCCCAUUAGCGCGCAGUGGACAGUGUGGAGAGUGGACAGAGUGGAGAGUGAAGAGUGGAGAGUAUUCAGAUCGUACGGUACAAUGCGUCUGUUUGUCUCCUCCUCUCUGUGGCUGCUCGUCACGCUGGUCAGCACAGGUGAAUGUCGCUCCCUCUUCCUCCCCCUCCUCCUUCUUAUUCUCCUCUUUGACACACAUAUUCACGCAUGUCGUCAUCGUCAACCCUCCCCCGUAGCUCUAGCGAUUACCUGCUUCGAAUGCGAUUCCGUUAACGACGCCGGGUGUGGGGAGAUUUUCUCGGGCGAUGACAUAGCCAAGACGGAUUGUAAUGCCGUUGAAGUCCUCGGCAACAUGCGAUCGUAUUACCCACAAAGAGGCGAGCCCACUUGCCUGACCAAGUACUAUGAGGGUGCGCCUGGAAGCUCCCGUUUCGUGCGACGUUCUUGCUUCUUUGGCGACUCCUCGCCGGCGGAUUUCAGCUGCGACGAGUCGCCGGAUCCAUUGGUGCCGUAUCAGAGUUUCCUUGGCUGCACGCUCUGCAGCAGCGAUCUAUGUAAUGCAGCGAGCAGUGGCAUGCCCUCUAUGUGGAUUGCUUUGGUCUUUGCUUUACUUUUGUGGCGCACAAACUAACAGGAGCGCACGGCAAUUCCCUUGGGAGUGCAAUCUAUGAAAUAUGCGGAGUGCAGAGUGAAGCCAUCUGGUUUAUGGUUUUAUACUUUAAACUUUAUACUUCUUAUCAAACUUCGAAACGUGACGAACGCAGCGCGCAACGAUUAUGGAAUUAUUUUUAAGCUCUUAUCUCUUUUUCCCUUUGGAUAAACAUGUUUUUGUUUUAAUUUUUCAUUUAUUUGAUUUUCGUUUCCGUUGUUUUUAUACAUCCACUAAAAUGAUUUAACAUACAUAUAAUAUAUAUAUAUUUUUAUAAUAGUUAUUCUUGUUUGUUUAAUAAUAUAAUUUAUUGAAUAAAAUUUUACUCAUCUCCUACUAUAUAUGUGUGUGUAUGUGUAUGUGUGUGUGUGUGUUGUAACUAGAAUUUAUCGUUUAAAAAUUAUGCAUAAAUUAAAUAAAAUCAACACACACUCGUCUCGCAAUUGAUCUUUUAAUAUAAUAUUCAGAUAAUAUAUUUAUGUGUUGGAUGUACAUUUAUUUCCACAGUUUGCUGCAUAAAUUAUUGUUUAGGGGUUAAGGGUAUGGGUUGACACGAUCACUAUAGCAUGGGUUAUGGGUUUAGCUCGCUGGCGCCUACAACUAUUCAUUUCACUUUGCAAGGGCUACACAUAAAUAACAUUCAAAUAUAAAUAUAUCUGUUUAUAUGUUUAUGUUUAUGGGUAUUUAUCUGUAGAUAAUAUAUAGGCAUAUAUCAAAUAUUAUAAACUACACACAUUGAGAACAAUUUCAGAUAGAAAAAACAGUUUUUUUUAUGUACAACAGAUUUAGUGUUUGCUUUACCAAAUACUGUCCAUGUAAGCGUUCCCUCUCUCUA
This is a messenger RNA of Drosophila subobscura, 1698 nucleotides long. RefSeq lists its product as uncharacterized. NCBI's taxonomy places the organism in Eukaryota, Metazoa, Arthropoda, Insecta, Diptera, Drosophilidae. Gene Ontology annotation, biological process: regulation of synaptic transmission, cholinergic; positive regulation of voltage-gated potassium channel activity; sleep. The coding region runs from base 300 to 845 and encodes 181 amino acids. The record is from RefSeq and is a predicted model, not a curated record. The transcript has 2 exons.